AUGAAGUUCCUCGCAGUCACCUGUGGCACCGAAGGCGACACCCGACCCAUGGCGGCGCUGUGUCGCGCCCUCAUGGACGCCGGGCACGACGUCCGUCUGCUGGCAGACGCCUCGACACUCCAUUUCGCCGACGGCUUGGGCUUGUCUACCCGCGCGUUGGCAGGCGACAUACGUGACGCGUUAAAAGACAUACGACUAAGCGACACGCCGUUCGUUCUCACAGCUCUCGCGAACGAUCAUGCCAACGAGUGGCUCGACGUGAUCCUCGACGAAGCGCCCAGGUGCGACGCUAUUAUCGUCUCGGGGCUCACGGCGUUUGUUGGCCUCUCGGCCGGAGAAGUCACAGGCAUCAAGAUCAUUGGGGCUAUGCUAAUUCCCCUUACGCCCACGCGCGCGUUUGGCAUGCCAUUCUUCCCCAUUGCCUUACCAAAGUUUCUCAACCCCCUCUCGCACACCCUCCUCAACAAUUUGGUCUGGGCCACAAUGAGGAAAGCGACCAACAUUGCGAGGAAACUACAUGGUCUCCCACCACGAGGGAUAACUGUGUGGAGCGGGCACCCGAUGGCGUACGGCGUAUCACCCGCACUACUACCCCGCCCACCAGACUACCCAGCGAACGCGUGGCACACAGGACAAUGGGUGCCACCCCGAGGCGGAUAUUCGCCUCCGGCCGACCUAACCGCGUUCCUCGAGGCUGGCGAGAAGCCAAUCUAUGUCGGAUUCGGGAGCAUGGCUGGCUUUGACCCGACACUUCUCCACAAGGUCGUGGUUGGUGCAGUCGGUGAGCGCCGAGCUAUCUUUUCCCGCGGCUGGAGCACAGUCGACACGGCAUCCCUUCCGCCAAACAUAUUCCUCAUUGACUCGGUGCCACACGACUGGCUAUUGCCUCACUGUGCGAUGGCCGUCCACCACGGCGGCAGUGGAACGACACACUCGACUUGCGCCGCUGGUAUUCCUUCCAUCAUCCUUUCGUUUGGCUUUGACCAAUCGUUCUGGGCGCGCCACAUGGUGGAACUAGGCAUCGCGGACGAGGUGCUCGACGUGCACGUGGUCACGAGGGAUCAACUAUUCGCGGCGAUUGCGUUUGCAGACGGGCCAGUGGCCCAGGAGAAGGCGCGGGCAUUAGGUGAGGCCAUGCGCAAGGAGGAUGGGUUGAGUGUGGCUGUCGAGUUGAUCGAGGGGAUUGCGCGUACAUAG
Messenger RNA from Cutaneotrichosporon cavernicola, 1197 nucleotides. RefSeq lists its product as uncharacterized. The transcript has a single exon. The record is from RefSeq and is a predicted model, not a curated record. NCBI's taxonomy places the organism in Eukaryota, Fungi, Basidiomycota, Tremellomycetes, Trichosporonales, Trichosporonaceae. Gene Ontology annotation, molecular function: UDP-glycosyltransferase activity. Bases 1 to 1197 code for a protein of 398 amino acids.